Messenger RNA from Zophobas morio, 1104 nucleotides. It is a transcript of the gene Tim23, whose product is annotated as mitochondrial import inner membrane translocase subunit Tim23. Gene Ontology annotation, cellular component: TIM23 mitochondrial import inner membrane translocase complex; mitochondrial inner membrane. Bases 257 to 853 code for a protein of 198 amino acids. The record is from RefSeq and is a predicted model, not a curated record. Gene Ontology annotation, molecular function: transmembrane protein transporter activity. NCBI's taxonomy places the organism in Eukaryota, Metazoa, Arthropoda, Insecta, Coleoptera, Tenebrionidae. The transcript is spliced from 5 exons. Gene Ontology annotation, biological process: protein import into mitochondrial matrix.
ACCGUCAGUCACGAAGUUUGUUUUUUAAACACUCGUCCAGCCCCUAAACAUAAUUUACACUCAAACAAAUCCAUUUUUGUCGAAAUAGUGGCACAAUCGAUCCCCGAUCGCGUCCUGCCCUUACCGCCCCUCAAACGUCACUCUCCCGACAUCUUCUCGACCUUCGUAUUUUCGACCUGUCGCAUGUGUCCAAGUAAUAAUCGAAACAAAAAUUCCCCCCAGCCCGUGUAAAAUUCGCAGUGUCAGUGUCUAAAAAAUGUCAGCUCUGAACGAUAACGACAUUUACUCCCAAAAUUACAGCACCACAGACGCAGGUUUAGGCAGCUACAAGCCGUUCUCAUCCCCGUACCUCAACUUCGACCCCAGCUACUUACCGCAGACCCAGCCCGAGUUCAUUUUUCUGGAUGGAGCCAGCAAGCAGCGCGGCAGAUUUGAACUAGCCUUUGGACAGAUAGGGGGGUCGUGCAUGAUCGGGGCUUCCGUGGGCGGCGCGACGGGGUUCUACAACGGACUGAAAGCCACCACUUUGGCGGGACAGACGGGCAAAUUGAGGCGAACACAGUUGUUGAAUCACGUAAUGAAAAAGGGGAGCGCCACGGCGAACACGUGCGGCUCGAUAGCGGUGAUUUAUUCAGCUUUUGGGGUGUUCUUGCAGUGGGUGAGGGGGGCAGACGACGAUUUAAACACGGUGGUGGCGGCUACGGCGACCGGAUGCUUGUACAAGUCCACAGCUGGAUUGAGGAAGUGUGGGAUGGGUGGCGCUAUAGGAUUAGGAGUCUCAGUUUUAUAUUCCCUGUGGAACUCGAGAGAUAAGUUGUCUCACAUACUCCAGCUGAAUCCAGCGUUAACAUAAAUUUCGAUUGGCUAUCAAAUCUACCAUAAUUCUAUUUAGUUUUCGAACUGACGUCUAGUACAAUUUAUGUACAUAGUACACUGCUUGCCUUUCCAAUAGUGUCAUUAUCUAAAUUGGACAAGCGAAUUUUCGGUAGGGUAUAGAAAGUGAUAAACCGAUUUUAGUUACUUUUUUUAUACUUUCUAUUAACUUAUCUUUUCUGUAUAUAAUUUGUGCUGUGAUCUACUUGUUAAAAUAAAAGUUGCAACUUU